Molecule: messenger RNA, 1118 nt
Organism: Thamnophis sirtalis
Lineage: Eukaryota; Metazoa; Chordata; Lepidosauria; Squamata; Natricidae
Source: RefSeq, a predicted model, not a curated record
GGGACGCCCUGCUGGACGCCGGCGAAUCUAUGAAGCGCCUGGCCGAAGUGAAGGAUUCUCUGGACAUCGAGGUCAAGCAGAACUUCAUCGAUCCCCUUCAGAAUUUGUGCGACAAGGACUUGAAAGAGAUCCAGCACCACCUGAAAAAGUUAGAAGGGCGACGUUUGGAUUUUGACUACAAAAAGAAACGCCAAGGGAAAAUUCCCGACGAAGAAUUGCGACAAGCUUUGGAGAAGUUUGAAGAGUCUAAGGAAGUGGCCGAGACGAGUAUGCACAAUCUUCUCGAGACCGACAGUGCGAGACACUUCAUCACGCCCCAAACGAGAAUAUAAACCGAAGCCCAGGGAAACCUACGAUUUUGGAGAGACUGUGGAUCAGUCCAACGGUGGAUUUUCUUGCAACCAGGCGCCCAAAGUCUCCGCUUCUUCUUCCUUCCGAUCCGAAAAGCCAUCUCGGACCCCCAGCAGGAUAUUUUCCCCCCACCUGGACCAGCCCUGCUGCAAGGCGCUGUACGACUUCGAGCCGGAGAACGACGGCGAGCUGGGCUUCAAAGAAGGCGACAUCAUCACGCUGACCAACCAAAUCGACGAGAACUGGUACGAGGGCAUGAUCCACGGCCAGUCCGGCUUCUUCCCUCUCAACUACGUGGAAGUCCUCGUCCCGCUACCUCAGUGAAACGGCUGCCGGCCUUCUCUCCGUGGCUCUUCCGUCCUCCUUCCUCCUCCUCCUCUUCCUCCCUUCCCGGCUGGCCAACGCAACAGCUGGGGAUGGAGAUGUUCCUUCCUUACAUUCCAGGGAUGAGAGGGGCAGGGGGAUCUAUCUGACACUAAUUUUCCCCCUUCGGGGUUGGGUGGGAAGCUUGUUGGAAAAGGUGCCAAGGGCCGGUUCCGGAGGCUGUAGUCAAGCCGGGCGGCUAAACCCCUUUGGGGGGGGGGGGAUGUGGUGGGCUUUAGGGUCUAAGAAGCACAAAGUGGCGGUAAGCUGCUACCGUUGGGUAUAAGGAGCUCUCUUCUCCAUGUUGGUUCAGCUACGUCCUCCUUUUGGACCAUCUCCAGGACCAUCAAGGAAGAUGGUGGCUUGUUUAGAGAAUAGAGGUCUGUGGGGAUUGUGUGUUCUCU